AUGGCCCCCGCGUCGAGUCCGAGCACGGUGUUCGACACCUUCCUCGGCGCCCUCCAGGGCACCAUCUCCGUCCUCCUCACCUGCUUCGCCGGCUACACCGCCUCCCGCCACCGCCUGCUCACCAGGCAGACCGUCAAGCACAUCUCCACCCUCUGCACCACCCUCUUCCUCCCCGCCCUCCUCAUCGUCCAGAUGGGCCCCGAGCUCACGCCCCCCUCCCUCUCCCGCUACUGGAUCAUACCCGCCUGGGGCCUCGCCUCCACCAUCGUCGGACACCUCGUCGGCUGGGCCGGCCAGCGCGUCCUCGGCCUCAAGCACUGGACCAUCAUCGCCUGCGGCCGCCCCAACAGCAACGCCCUCCCGCUCCUCCUCCUCCAGAGCUUCGAGUCCACCGGCGUCCUCGAGCUCCUCGCGCGCGACGGCGACACCGUCAAGCAGACCCUCCACCGCGGCCGCAGCCUCCUCCUCCUCAACGCCAUCGUCCAGCAGGUCUUCACCUUGCAGCUCGCCCCCAGCGUCCUCGCCCGCGACGACGGCCACCAUAAGGCCGACCGCCAACGCUCCAACAUCCUCCGCCCGGGCCCCGGCCGCCUCCUCCCCAUCGUGCAGGACGAGGAGCGCGUCGGUCUGCUGGACGACCCAGACACAGAGGCCGAGCAACGUCCGGAGGUCCUCGGCGACGCCCUCGACCCAAUUGUCGACGCGCCUGACGUGCACUGGCCGCAGUCCAUCGCCGCAUUCGAGAAGCCAGUCAAGAAGGUGUGGAGCUACAUGAGCCCCCCGCUCAUCGGCGCGAUCAUCGCGUUCGCCUUCGGAAUGAUCGGCCCCCUGCAUAGGUGGUUCCUCGACGAGGACGGCGUCCUGUACGCGUCCGUCACGCAGAGCGUCAAGAACCUCGGCGACAUCUUCGUCGUCCUGCAGACAUUCUCCGUCGGCGCGGAGCUCGCGCUCGUGCCGUCCAGCCACCCGGGCUACCUGCCCACCGUCUGGGUGCUCGUCGUGCGCUUCGCCCUCAUGCCCGCGCUCAGCCUGCUCUUCGUCUGGCUCACCGCGGGCCGCGGGUGGUACGUGAGCGACCCGCUCGUCUGGUUCCUCCUCGUGCUGCUGCCCGCAGGACCGUCCGCGAUGCUCCUCGUGAACGUCGCGGAGCUCGUCGACAUCGACCAGGGCCCGAUCGCGGGCUACCUCACGAUCGCGUACUUCCUCUCGCCGCUCAUGGCGGUCGUGUGCUCGCUCGGGCUCGCCGUCGUGCAGCGCGCGCAGGAGAGGGUGUGA
Molecule: messenger RNA, 1275 nt
Organism: Postia placenta MAD-698-R-SB12
Lineage: Eukaryota; Fungi; Basidiomycota; Agaricomycetes; Polyporales; Adustoporiaceae
Exons: 4
Coding region: 1-1275 (424 amino acids)
Biological process (GO): transmembrane transport
Cellular component (GO): membrane; endoplasmic reticulum
Source: RefSeq, a predicted model, not a curated record